Messenger RNA from Porites lobata, 31366 nucleotides. The record is from the annotation of a GenBank genome assembly. Lineage: Eukaryota; Metazoa; Cnidaria; Anthozoa; Scleractinia; Poritidae.
GUGGGAUAUCUACCAACUGUCAAAGUCAGGCCCAUGAAGCGCAUCAAGGAGGAAGGUAAAAACGCUGUGUUUUAUUGCUUUGCUGGCGGACAGCAAAGACCAAGAUUCGCUUGGACUCGGGAAGACGGACAACCGAUGUCGCGGCGCGUUUCAGUGAAAGGAAAAAGAUUAAAGAUCAGGGGAGUGCAGAAAGAAGACGAAGGAACGUACGUUUGUACCGCUAGAAAUGUUUACGGGUCCGAAACAGCUUCGGCAAAGAUGACUGUGAAAGGUGAAUGUUCCCUUGUCAAUACCUCUACUGCAUUUAGCAGAAUUUAUGUCAGUUUCAAAUAAGAUAGAAAUAUGAACACUGCUUCAUCGCAGUUUCUCAUUGAUGUUCUUUCGCUACAGCUGAGUUACGUAAGGCCUGGUGAAUAGCACAGCGCACAAAUGAAUAAUUUCAAUACAUUUCGUCAUUUAUGUCAUUUUGAUGACGAAAAUCAGGCUAGUAUGACAGAAUACAAACAAAAGAGAGGAAUUGUUUGAUUGACCAAUCGUUUAGAUUUUGCAGUAUGACGUCAAAGCAAAGUAUCUCAGGCAUGACGUCUUUUCACCUGAGCGUUUGAUAAACCAAUCAAAUAGCUCUAUUUCCGUUCGUUUGUUGUUUCUGUUUUGAUCGCGUGUUUUCAUUUCAAGGUCAUACGAAAAUCGCUCUAAACUGUGAACUACUGUCUUUUUUUAGACGUUCUUGUAGACCCUAUUGCAGUAACUGUCUCCCCAAAAGUUCUCUACGUCCCAUUAAACAAAAGUGCACAGUUCACUUGCACAGCCAAAAGUGACGCUGAUUAUAGUCUCAAAUGGACGCUUGGUAUGUAUGGUGCACUUCCUGAAGGGGCUGUAGACGAAAAUGGUGUCCUUAAGUUUGAGAAUACACAAGGUAUUCACGAAGGGACCUACACAUGUACUGGUAAAAACUCAUUUACUAAUGACAUGGCCAGCGUUCAGCUGCGUGUGGGAGGUAAGAAAAUACUGGCUUCUGGAUAGCUAAAGGUACUGAAAAACGGGCAACAAAAAGCGUGCAACUUGUUUUGCAGCAAUUUUGCAAAACAUAGCGAUCUUAAGCGUUUUACCACCCACGUUCAAACCUGUUAACAACCUGAUUUGUUGCGAGACAGGUUUUGAUGUGGGUGGUAAAACGCGCAACAUCGAUCUUCAACUCGUUUUGCAGCAAUGUUGCACGACAACUUGCACGUCUUUUGUUGCCCAUUUUUCCGUACCUCAAGCCUCGCCUGUUACAUUAACUUGUCAUUAUUAAUAUUUUCCUUCAUUUGACUAAAAUAAUAUAAAAAUAAUACAUUCGAACAUCCCGCAGGCGACCACGCAAAAUGUCAAGAUUUUGUUGUCGCUUACGAGGAUCAGCAACUCAACAGUCGAACAGGUUUUCAGUAGAACAGGCACCCAGAUAUGCUUUUACUCGGAAAAUGAACUCGGCUAAGUUGCCCCUCCUCUUGUUUAUGGGGUGUAAAUCGUAGAUUGCGGUGUGACUCGAGGUGUUUAAGACAGAAGUCAGACAUUGUUCCAAUGAAGGUAUGGCUAAUAAUCUAGAUUAAAUGCUUGCCACUAUUAGUAGGUGGUCAUUUGAUUGAAUAAACUUAACCUUUUAAAGAAAAAAUAAACGAAAGUGCCAAAUAUUUAGGGUAAACAGAUUUUCGCCUUAACUCAUGGCGAGUUACUAUUCCAAAUACUCCAUUUAAUCUUGUUUCUCGUUGUAACAGAUUUAUACAUAUAUAUGUCAAGUUUAGUAACGGUUACCAGCUGUAUGGAUUAGUGGAGUUCUGUCAUGCAAUUUAGUUUUUUACCUUCCUCUAUAAUUCAGUAUGGUUAAUGGUUAUAUUUAGUAUACGUAUGGUUAAUCUAAUGGCCGCAAAAGCACUUAUUUUUCUUUUGUAGUGACAAGUCCGAAAGUGUCGAUUUCACCCGUACUACUGAGCGUGCGCGAAGGAGACUCGGCUCAAUUUCGCUGCUCAGCCAUUGGAUUUCCCGCUCCAGUCCUCCAGUGGCACGGUGGUCCUGACAGUAAACUACCAUCAGAAGCAAUAUUGUCUAAUGACAAUGGGCUUCUUACAAUUCCUAAAAUAGAGAAGAUAAAUGAAGGAAAGUACUUUUGCACCGCUGAAAACUUGGGUGGCAUUUCCGGUACUAGCGCGUUUCUGAAUGUCUCCGGUAAGAAAUUGAUCCUUCAUUGUUCUUCAUUUUUCUUUGAUUUCGUUGAUUCUUUCCCAGGGGUUACAAACAAUAAAUAAAGCUUUGAAAAAUUGUUAGGUUAACACUGAAAUUUAAAAAAAAGUUCAUCUCCAUUCCAUUGCAGUUAUUUUUAUCUUUCGCUCGAUUUGGGUUUUGAUAAAUUUCGUGAAGUAGCUCCCUUAAGCAGAAAAUAAACACGUUUUCUACUCGAUGCCAACAUGGUUCCCAGGGUUCUUACCCCCCUACUUUCCCCUUCCCCCUCUCCCUCUCUCUCGUCAGCAUUAACACUUACUUCCCACUUAGGGCAAAAUGUUGGCUUAGGGAAGGGGUAGGUGGGCAGUUUCCCAGAAACGUAUAAUGAUCCCUGGGAACGAUGUUUGUUUCUUACAUCAGUUAUUUAUCAUCUUUUUAACAGCCGGUGGCAGCGUCCCUGAAAUCUCAGUCACUCCCAGCACUCUCAAUGUUAUAGAAGGUGAUGAGGCGUUAUUUGAAUGCUUUGCUGUUGGAGACCCGCCUCCUACAAUUCGCUGGUCACGUGAGAAAGGUCAGCUUUCCUCGUCAUCUUCGUCCGAGAAUGGCGUGCUAAUAAUUUCCUCAACGAAGCUUGAAGACGCAGGAACUUCCUUUUGCAGAGCUGCGAACAAAUUCGGAGCCAAGGCUGCACCUGUAACAUUGAAUGUUGAAAAAGGUAUUAUUUAGGCCCCGUUCAUAAGUGUCAGGAAAUUUUUGAAUCCGCAACUUUUUCUUUGCGAAUUCGGCUUCUGUCCACACAUAUCCGGUGUAUCCGGCAUACGAAUCCGUUCGCCAAACUGGAAAUUUUUGAAUACGCUAUGAAUCCGGCAUCGCGUGGACGCUAAUUCCAGAUAUGUUUUUAUCCAGUGACGUCACAACAUCGAGCCCAGUUCUUUACCAUGAAUAUUCAAGACGAUGCCGAGCGCGAUGGGUUAUCGCUUCCACACUUCUUGGACUUCAGAUUCAAGUCAUAACUUGUGGACUGUUAAACCUAGUAUGAGUACUUGAGACUUAUGCCAAACGGCGGCUCGACAUUUUGAAGCUUCUUUCCAGGUCGGACGGACGAAUUUGGACACCGUAAACAAGUUGAAACGAGCGAAAUAGUGCUUGGCGACGAUUUUGUCAGUGAAACAGUUAUUGAAGAAGACUGGCAAUAAAAUUUUCGCAUGAGCCGAAGAUCGCUGUACAAAUUAGCUAACGAACUGAGAGUGAAUCCCAGUACGGGUGGACGUGGGCAAAUUAUAUUAGAUUUGAGUACGGAUACAUGUGGAUUUAAAAAUUUUGCGGAUUAGAAAAUAUCCGGAUACGUGUAGACGUAGACGGGACCUUAUUCGACAUUGGAUAAAACUGCACUUAAAGGAGAGUCAAGGCAGUCCAGUUCAUUUUGUUUAAUUUUGCCAGAGUUACUCGCCCUCAAUCGCUAUGGAACUUAAAGUAAGCAAAAAAAAAUAACUUGUAAAUGACACAAGCAAAGAUUCGAGACAAACAAAUAUGUCUCCUGUGCAUUAUUUUUCAAGUUGCAAACAGCAGAGAGCAACUUUGAUAAACUGUUAGGUUGAACAGUUUUCAAAAACCCUAAUUUCAAUCCGUUUCAAUCUUCUUCAGUUUUGCCCAUCCGUGGCAUCUGCUGUAACUGUUGUGUUAUUUUAACCUUCCUUUAAUGUUUUAAGCGGUUAUUUUUGUUUCUCUUAAUUUAACAGGCAUUUUGUAAUUACCUAAUAUGGCUGAAUUUCGUGGCACAGCGUCUUUAAUUUUUUUUCGUUUUUCUUAUUUUCUAACAGAACACAUCAGGCUAGUAGCCUGAGUGAGGUAAAACUUACUUUUGAGAAUCAGUCAAACAGUUUCGAGUUUUGGUAAAACUAACGCUUGAGUCUGAGAUAGAGGGGUAUAAAACAAAAGAUUCCAGCCCAGGUUUGAAUAAGUCAUAAUAUUUUGUUUAAAUUCCCUCUACCUCAGAGCCACGCACGGUCUCUCAAAAAUGAAAGUUUUAACAUGAUAAUAUUUUGUCAGUAAACUUAAAAGAUUGAAAUUUAUUAAAACUCUUCUUAUUAAGAGGUGAGAUGGUAGAGUAUAUACCUCGUUUUUUUCUUCAGACAACUCUGUCGCUCCAACAGCAGUCAUGGUACCGUUAAAUCAAACUAUUGACGUAGGUGCAUCAGCAAUCCUGUCAUGUCAGGUGACAGGACGUCCCUACACCACCAUACAGUGGAACAAAAUUGGCGGCAGCUUAACGGAGAAUCACGUAAUUGAAGAAGGCGUGCUGCGGAUACAAAACGCGACUAUUGAGGACGCGGGAACGUACGUGUGCGUGGCGCAAAACAAGAAAGGAGUCCAGCAGGCAACAGGGAUAGUUGAUGUUAGAAGUGAGUAAUACUCAAAGCACUCCUAUCGGUGAACUUGUGGAAUAGUUUGCAUGAACGCAUGGAGGGUCAGCCAGGGCUAUACUGAGAUAGGUUAUAUUAUUAAUACGCAUACCAUAAUUACCCCUUUCACUCCAGCCAAAAGUGUUACGUAACAGGGUCUACGUUGCCACUCCAAAGGCAUUAUUCAGUGAGAUCAGAAAAUCGCAACUUUACGUAUAAUGAUUUGAGAGAAGAGUUUAGUUUGCUCCCACGUUACAUUAUUUUUGCAGUUAUGAGUGCAUGUAAUGCAUCAGUAGUGAAAAAAGGAUGCGCUUUUUCUGCUUGUGCGUAUAUUAGCAAUCGACAAGAUUAGGGUUUAGUCAUAUGAAGUUUCUUACGCUAAGGUUGGGAAGGUUCUAAGACCAUAUUGCAAAAUCUCAUAUCGUCGAAGCUAUAGUUACAUUAUUUACUUCCCAUAUCCACAUUAACUCGGUACUUAUCAUUAUUUCUAUAUUUCUACGUUUCUUUCUUUCUCUCUCUCUCUCUCUCUCAGUAGCCAUCUUUGCCAAAUAACUUUGAUCAAAAAUUGUUUUUUAAUUGCCAUACGUUCGGAAUUUUGUUAGAUUGCGCAAUGAUUAUUAUUGUUUUUUGUUGUCGUUGUUGUUGUUGUCGUUGUUAAGAACUGGAUGACGUGGCAUAACAACGAUCUUGCAUGUGGCAUCUUAGGCCGAGUUUUUUGAGACCCAGUUAGUUCUUGAACAUAUCGGUUCUUAUGGUUAGCUAUCUUAAAUUUCCUCCAAUCGGGCUUCAAGCAACUCGGCUCUGGUGUGGAGUGAAAGGGUUAAUGAAUCAACACAAGUUGGUCUGCUCUUGAAUUCUCGAACGACUCUAUUUUGCAUUAGUGUUAAUUCCAUAAACAAGCAAUCGCCAGCUACUUAAUAGCCAUUAUCUGAGAAAAUCGAGAAUCGCACGACACUCGUCAAAAAAUCGAAUUUUUUUUUAUUUUGCCAAAACAUCCCUUUUAGUGACCUUAUUUAAGGAAAAAUAGUUUUGGGUUCAAACGAUUCAUUUUAAAGGAGAAAUUAGGAAAAGUUUGAAAAAUCGAUUUUAUGCUCGUUUUUCGCACAAAACACAGCAGGAUUCAAUGGCAACUUCGAGAGAAGGGUGAACGCGUAAGAAACAUUCCCUGACACUGAAACUUCACCGAAUUAUUAUUUUGUUCCUACUCUUGAAAAUCCUAAAAGAAAAUUUGAUAAACAAUGCUUUAAAUUUUUAUAAUCGACAAGUGUAAAGAGGUCAUAUUUGUGACGUUAGACGUGCUAGAAAACGAAGGCCAACUUUGACUAUUAAAAAAGGCCUCUGGUAUAUGCCGCUUGAUCAUAAAAUCAAUAUAAAAUGGAACCUUGGCUUUUGUACUAACUUACUGGAAAGUUUUAGCUCUGGAAAUCAAAUAUAAUCCUGACACCAAAGCAAGCGGUGAGAGCAAUUGAAUUGGGAAAUUUAUGCAAAUUAGACGGCUUGCGGACGGUUGUCAAACUAAAAAGAAAGGUUUUACAUGAAAGGAUUACUCACCAUUGCUUGUAACACGUUUUUAGGGCAAGGAAAGUUAUUUCCAACUUCUUUUGCGUCGUUUUGAGUCACAAAAUAAAUAAUUUUUAGCCAAAAGACAAACGUACGUUUGCUCAGCAACUGCGUCCGAAUCCGGCCGUGAAUCGAAAGUCCCGACACGUCGAAGCAAGAGUUACAAGAGUUUUUACUUCAGUCAGGAGGCAAAAGGAAUAAAAAUUCCUCGCAAACUAAUGACUUCGAUUUUGAAAACCUUUCAUCGCUUCAAUCGUUCGUCGGCUGAUAAUAAACAUCGCACAAGAUCGUAUGACCUUUGGCGUGUGACGGGAAAUUGGUCACACGCUUUAGUCACGUCAGCAUGCUGUCACGAAAUUUUCGUAGCUGUUGUCAGCAAUUUUAAUACAGUUUUCACAUUUUUUGACAAGAACUCCCCUCAUCGCAGUAGAAACAGCCAUGCAUAUUUAUUUUUCUUUUAUUUACCUACCAGGCUUUGAAACAGCUUUUUUGCCUUCGAAGUACUAAACAGGAGGGGUACCUCGGAUUCCAAGUGUCGUGAGUGACCCGUGGAAGCGAAAAUCAAGACCAAAAAAGAACGAAUAUUUUGAAUACUUAAGUAAAGCCACAGCUAAAAAAAAAAUUUGUUCAAAAUAUUUUCAAACCAAGAAAAAAAACAUACUUCGAUCAUCCCCGUGACUUGGAAUCUGGCCAGGGUACCCCCUCCCCCUCCCCUCCUCCCCUAUGCCGGGUCAAAAUACUAAGUUCCCCCGGCCCAAUGUCCCAUAGUCAAGGGAGUAUACUCUCUUGCUGUAGUAAAGAACUUACAGAAUAAUACCAAUUCUCCGUGGCCAACGGAUUCAACGCUAAAGUUUACUUUGGUUUUCGCUAUUUGCUCAAGAUCAGGAGCCUAUAACCCCAACCGCGACCAAAUUAUGAAACCUGUUAUUACCAGAAAAAAAAAACACACACACACACAAAGAAACAGUCAGUCAGAUAGACAGUACAUAAUAAAAAAGACCUCGAUUAAGAUUUUAAAAAAAUCAAUACAUGACACUGUCGAAUACGAAAACCCAGAAACGAUUUUGUGGAAAACAGGUUCGUAUACAGCUAUCAGCUGCUUUUGUCCACAACUCGCCGGUAGAGGUGCGCGGAAACUAGUGAUUGUGAAGUGGCUUCAAACUAUGAUCCUAUACUGUUGGAAUAUUACUUAUCACAGAAAGCUACAUCUGAUUUCUUCUAGCAGACACAAUCCUCUUGGUGCGUGUGGACAAAGUAGCUCAUCCCGGCUAUUUGCACCAUGCUACCAUAGUCACUCCCUAGAUUCCCAAGCCUCGCACGCAGACUUUCCUGUCCCACGAACGUUGGGUAGGAUUAUAGGACGAGCCAAAAGAAAGUGAAGGCUAUAGGCUCUCGCGAUGAUGCAAGGAAGGUCGAGUAUUAUAUUCCCCUAUCCUGGUCGCCCAGGGUAAGUCUUCGGAGGAGAGUAACUUAGGGGCUGUAUCUUCGAAAAGUUGACUAACGCCCCCGGGACUAACGCUUUCCCCUGGAUAAAUCUAUAUCCAAUAACGCAAUUGCUUAUUCUUAUUCGCUUGAUAGUGAUUUCCUGUUGUUCAACGUUUGAACAACAGGGCCCUAAGUAUUGUGUUUCGCCUUGCACUAAAACCCCAUAAACCUUAUAAAUUUCACUAUGGGACUUCAGCACCUGCCUUGAAUGAUCCAUUUCGCUAAACGGGACCUCAAAACAACGAUUCUGUGCAUCCUAAGGGAGUGUAUACUAUACGUUCCUGGCUCUCGUCACUCACAGUGAGGUGAUGGUGGCUCAUACUCUAAUAGACCUAACACAGUCGAACUUACAUGUGCGACCGCCAAUCCAAAAGACCAAAUUUUCCCAUUCAAAGCCUUAUACUUGGAACCUCCAGUAAACGACCUUCUGUAAGUGACUGCGACCACUUUUUGGGCGUCACGCUUCAUUGUUUUCCAUAAGCGACCAGUUGACGCAUUGUCUGCUCUCUAUUUUUGCUGUGUGCACUAUGUUCCUUGGAAAAUAUGAAGACCUUUAGUGACAUCGGGGAACUACACAUAUCCUAACUUAGUAGAUGUAGCCAACAAAGUGAAGAUUCUGUUGUGAUUCUAGACUAUUCUGUAUCUCACUCACCUGAAUCCCUCUUUAAAUUGAGCAUGAUUUAAAAGCUGUAUUUUUCAAAAGAGGUAAAAGAUAAUAUUUUGCCAGGAAUUUGUUACACCGCCAUUUAAUAGAAUGUGCCCGGACCUCUUCUCGGAAUAGACCCCAUGAGGUCCGAUUCUUCUAAACGGCCACCUCCCGUUAAAGACCAUUAAGUCUUUGCAUUUUUGGUGGUCGCUUACCGAUAAUAAAGGGGAUCUGGAAGGGGGCAUGGAUGCGACAAUCACAUGCCAGGUCGCUUACUUAAAAUAGUGGACAUCUAACUGACAAUCAAAGUUUGUGCUUAUUAUUGGGGUUAUCUGGUGUUUACUCACCUCUCAAGCUGCCCUGGGCGAGCCAACUUUUCCUCCAUUUCCUUACAUGAGAAACAAAAGGUUGGUUCGGAUAGACGCCUUACUACCAGUAGUGGGCGGGGUUGAGGGCUUCCGGAAGUCAGCCCUCCACUGAGGCGGUAGUGGUGGCCUCACCCUUCUAGCCCGGCUAAUAUUUCUUCACUUUGGCUCGCCCAGCUAGCUGGGACGACACGGUCAAGGCUAGACAAAGACAGCAUGCGCAAGCACUGUUGACUCGGACAAAGUGGUCAGUUUUUUCCUCAUACAAACGCUCGCAAAAGUUGGCUCGGCUGGGAGGUUGACCUUCUCUCCGGCACAGCUUUUCUCCAUCCAUGGGUUCCAAACAGUCUUUUAUCAGUCACGUUUGAAAUUUAUAGGAAAAUGAUGUAGCACUUCAAAAAGUAAUAACAAAAAAAUACACUUUUUUCACAGCCUGUCAAUGCCUAGAAGGUGUCUAUAAAAGAAAUCAACUGCAGAACAGGAGUCAAUUUCAGUUUUUUUGCGCUUUUCAUGCUAGCACUGCGAAGCGGACUGGGGGUGCGAGACACGCGCGAUGCAUGGGGAACAAGUCCUGCAGGCUAUAAAAGAAAUUAAAAAACAAACAAGCAAAUAAAGCAGGCCUGAUUUUAUUUCGAUGAGUCUAUUUUUUGUCGAAAGCAAACGUGAAAAAUCGUAUUAAAAUUCGUGACAGCAUGCUAACGUGACUUAAGCGUGUGACCAAUUUCCGGUCACACGCCAAAGGUCAUACGAUCUUGUGCGAUGUUUAUUAUCAGCCGACGAACGAUUGAAGUGAUGAAAGGUUUUCAAAAUCGAAGUCAUUAGUUUGCGAUGAAUUUUCAAUCUUUUGGCCUCCUGACUGAAGUAAAAACUCUUGCAACUCUUGCUUCCAAAGGACCGCAGUGACGUGUUAUGACUUUAUUUCGAUUCACGGCCGGAUUCUGGCGCAGUCGCUGAGCAAACGUACGUUUGUCUUUUGGACCUUUUGGCUUAAAAUUAUGGAUUUUGUGACUCAAACCGACGCAACAGAAGUUGGAAAUAACUUUCCUUGCCGUAAAAACGUGUUACAAGCAAUGGUGAGUAAUCCUUUCAUGUAAAACCUUUCUUUUAGUUUGACAACCGUCCGCAAGCCGUCUAAUUUGCAUAAAUUUCCCAAUUCAAUUGCUCUCACCGCUUGCUUUGUUGUCAGGAUGGUAUUUGAUUUCCAGAGCUAAAACUUUCCAGUAAGUUAGUACAAAAGCCAAGGUUCCAUUUUAUAUUGAUUUUAUGAUCAAGCGGCAUAUACCAGAGGCCUUUUUUAAUAGUCAAAGUUGGCCUUUGUUUUUUAGCAUGUCUAACGUCACAAAUAUGACCUCUUUAGAUUUGUCGAUUAUAAAAAUAUAAGACAUUGUUUUUCAAAUUUUCUUUUAAGGUUUUCAAGAGUAAGAACAAAAUAAUAAUUCGGUGAAGUUUCAGUGUCAGGGAAUCUUUCUUACGCGUUCACCCUUCUUUCGAAGUUGCCAUUGCAUCCUGCCGUGUUUUGUUCGAAAAACAGGAAUAAAAUCGAUUUUUCAAACUUUUUUUAAUUUCUCCUUUAAAAUGAAUCGUUUGAACCCAAAACUAUUUUUCCUUAAAUUAGGUCACUAAAAGGGUUGUUUUGGCAAAAUAAUAAAAAAUUCGAUUUUUUGACGAGUGUCUUGCGAUUCUCGAUUUUCUCAGAAAAUGGCUCUUAAACCCUUUCACUCCCAGAAGUGCUCUUGUUCAUAAUCCGAUUAGAUUUUUAGUGCAGUGUUGAAAACAACCAGAGAAUCUGACAGCACUGCCGUAUCGUACUGCUCAGUAGCUUCCCAUCAACUGUACCACAGUAAUAUUUUCUCUUCACUCGAAAGUUAAAGCCAGUAAUUGAAGUAUUCUUGUUGACUUUUAAAGUUUACGAGUUUUGAAAAUUACGAGAAAUUUACGAGUUACUUUGGGAGGAAAGGGUUAAACAACGCAUGCGCGUGAUCGCUAAGAGACUUAGAGGUAUGCUCGUAAAAUAUUACCAUACAUAUGAGGCCAUAGCGCCCUCGUUACUAAAAGUAGUUUGUCAGCAUAGUAACCGCUAGUGCAAACUCGUUGACGAAAUUUAUAUGCCUGAGACAUUUUGAGGCAUGUUAAAUGAGCACAAUGCAGCCAAAUUGACUUCUGGAUCCAAAUAAAAUGUGCAUUAUUACACAUUGUCUCGUAAGUAAGCACCCCGCAUUUCUCGAUUACCAUUUUCUUUGUUUCGUUUUCAUUGCUUUAAAACUCUCUGAAUGAAUAGAUUUGAAGAAAAAAAGUACCAAAAGGAAAAAUACCAGCUGGACUCUUACCAUUCGUUCUUUGAUGGGUAGGCUAUAAUUUCUUUUGAUAAAACUGCAAUUUUUACUGAUGACAUUCAGAAUAAGCGUUUUAAAAUGUUAUUGGCCUACAGCAUCCAACCGCCUAACUCAUAAAUUGCAAGCGGCCAUGUCAUCUUUCAUGCACGAAUUCUCCAUACUCGCUGAUUGUUAUAUCUUUUAUAAGUACACCCUUUUAAUGGAAUCUGAAGAGUCGCUUUUUGUAGACAGUUGACACGCCUGCCUUUCAGCCUGACUUUGGGGUUGCUUAUAACUCAUAUAUUUGUACAUCCGCCUCACCCCUAGCAUAAAACCAUAAAAUGCUGGAACAUUUCUCGAAAAUAUUACUCCAGAAAACCUAUUUAUACCAUGAACAAUGGUAAUUUUUCCUUUAGAUGUCUAAUCUGCGAUUAAGGCAAAAGGAAAUAAUCAUUGUGAAAGUGUUACUUGUUCACUUGAACUUCUAAACUAACAAAGCAUAUUAAGUUCUAAUAAACUGUUAAUACUAGUAAUGAAAAUAGAUUCCUUUUGAAUUGAAAGGAAAUAUACAACUUAACGAGAUACUUUCCAACUUAGCAUUCAUUCUCUCCACCAAAGGCGCAUGUAAGAGAUCAUCAUCAUCGGUCGACCGAACUGAGUAUCACGGUGCCGGUAACUAAAAAGAAUCAUAUCCAAAUGAAAGGGAAGUUAAUACCGGUGGCGGACCGACACGUGACUUGGCAUGAGUGUCUUACACGCGUGACUACUUGAGUACGAUGUACUGGAGUUAGCUUAUUUGCAACUUUCCAUUCCCCAAAAUGCGGUUUUCUUUCCCACAAAUGUUUGCAUAAGUAUUGAGACUGUCAAUCGUCCCUUACUGAGAAAUUGACGCAAUACCCAUGCGCUUUCUAUUGUGAGAAAACCUACUGUAUUAUGGGAAAGGUGAAAGUCGAAAAUGGUGGGAUUUUUUACAAGGAAAUCAGAACCACACUAUAAAUGCAUGCACAAAGAGAAUUAAAAAAUAAACUCUCUAAAAAUCAAGUGAAACCCUAUCUUUUGCAUUCAGGUGUAGAUACCUUAACACGUUGCUUACGGUGGCAGGCUUUAGAUUCACCGUUGGUAGUUGGUUUGUUGCCUUAACGGCUUUACCUCAUUAAAAAAAGAUAAUCAUAAAAUCAGUGUUGAAAUUUUUUGAGCGUCUAAGGUUUUUAAAUACUCAAUUUCACAGUUGUCCUUGGUAGAUCCCUUUCCUAGAUUGAAACCUCAAGGCUUGUCCUGUAUUGUGACCUUUCAAAUGGAGUUGGAAGCUACUGAGCAGUUUUUGGAUGGUGCCAUAAGCCGCUUUUCUGUUAUGUUUUCAUCAGAAUUGACUAAUCGUGUUUGAGUUGAAACCGUAAGGAGGUUGGAAAUUUUGUGCCACUUCAUCGACUUUCACGCCAAAACUUGCCCGUGCUAUGUGGGGGCGAACGGGCAAACUGUGUUAUGAGUUUUGAUUGUGAUUUCCUGCAGCACAGAUUUAAAACUUGGCUCUGGAUUUUUUUCUUCGGCUUUUUCGUGAUGCAAAAAGGACACUUACCGACCCAACUUGCUUUUUGCACCACUCAGUUGUUCACUGGGAAGGGAGGGAGGGCUACUUCCUAUAAUGGCCUAUAAGUGGAAGUUCCCCCUGUGCAAGUUUGUAGCGUACUCCCCUCGUACUCUCUUUAGCGAUGGACUCCAAAUGUUCGGUUGGGCAAUGCAGAAGGUCUUUACCAUAACAUUAGAGAUAUUUUAAGCCCAUCUAUAAAGCCUUGCUCUCAUUUUGACUCCCAGCGAAGGUUCCACCAGAGAUAGAAAUCAUGCCUUCACCCAACCUCACAGCCAUAACAGGAGAGGCAGUGGUUUUGAGAUGCGUGGUCAAAGCGGGUCAUCCACCUCCAGCUGUAGUCUGGGAAAGAGACACAAACCAACCGCUUAACAGCAGUAGCGACGGCAUAUUGGUGAUCUCCCCUGUAACUUUUGACAAUGAAGGAAUGUAUAUCUGCAAGGCGUCGAAUAUCAUUGGGUCAACUGAGGCCGUGGCCUUGCUUACUGUACAAGGUAAUUAAGUAAUGAUCCGGGUGAGGUGGAUAGCAAUUUCUUUUGUUAUGCGGCAAUGGUGCUUUCCCCACACAGCAAUGUUCUUAUUUUUACACAGAGAAUGCAUAAACCUACAUGAAGGUCGUUUACGCAAUAAAAUGCACUUACACUCCACUUUGAAAGGGUGUUUUUUUGUGUUAAAAGAUUUUGACCAAUCACAAGAGUUGAAAACAAUAGCCAAGAAAAGUUUACAAUUUUACAUGUUCCCCACAUAGGAUUUCUUUGUUAUUCAAACUGAGACCCGAUUUUGUUAUAUGGAAGAUGGUUGAAAGUAAGGAUGAAUAUAUGUACCGCUUUAUGAAGUUUUGUUAACUUUUGCUGUUUAAGCCAAUCAGAAGUAAGUACCGACAAUAGAAAAGUUAGCACCUUUCUUGCAUUCCAACAUGUUCGUUGCCAUUGUUGCUAUCGUUCUUAUCUGGACUGUUAAUUAAAGAAGAACGAGAAUUCAAACACCAGAAAGCUCAGAACAAUUUUCCGAGCUCCAGGUGAGAAUCGAACUCACGACCCUCCGAGUUCUAGUUCGGACGCUCUAACCACCGAGCUUCUGGAACUCUAAUGGCGAACAGGGUCGGAGUUUAAUAUUACAGUGAGAAAAGCUGUUAUUGAAAGCUACACUGUAAGAUACCGGCCUCCCUGUCGGUUCUGUCAUUUAUGGAAUUUGCUGCAACCUGUUCAGUAGCGACUAUCUUUCAAGGGUUCGUCGCUUAUAAAAUAAAUCUUACUAAAUCCUCCUUCCUGCUUAAAUGUUCCUCAAAAGACAUGUUAGUAUGUCGCCUAAAGGUAUCGCUCAAUAAGGUUAUCAAGGGCCUGUUUACAUAGAGGUGGGGGACCCUAGAUAGGUGAAAUAGCCUGAUGUAAACGUGAUCAAAUUAAAAUGAGACUAUAUGGACAGGCAGUUUACCCCACCUAAGCGGGUUACCUCACCUACCUGCGGUCUUCCACCUCCAUGUAAUCAGGCCCUAAAAGUAACCCUAGACGUCUUAGGAAAGGGGGUGGGGAGCAAAGGCAGCAAGAAAUUUCCUCGUUAUUCAAAUACCCACAAGGAUUACCCAGAUUAUAACCCGGUGGUGUUCAAUUCCUGGGAGCAUGUUUUUCUUACUUUCUAUACAUGUCUUGUUUUCCGACUUCCCCGCCAUUUUGCAUAACCUGUUUGUGACGAAAAAUAAUGUUGUUGAGUUACCUAAUGUUUGUCUAGCCGCAGAAAAUCAGAUCCAGCAUUAAAUUUAAGGAAGAUGUGUGCAAUCAUUUAGCCCUUAUAAACCUUUUGAAUUUGUUUUAAUUUACUUUUAUUUAAUCACACAGCUGAACCCAAGAUAAUGCUGAGCCCGCCCAACUCCAUUUCCAUGACAACUGGGGGGUCGGUCACUCUAGAAUGCGCAGUCGUGGGGAAUUCCCCUCCGGAGGUUCAAUAGAAAACUCAGGGAAAUUCCCAAUCCAAUUUUCAACUGAUGGUGAACGGUCCCGGAAUGUUGAAACUUGUUAUUAGAAAAGUGACUGCGGAACAUCAGGGAAAUUACACUUGUCAUGCUCAAAACAUUGUAGGGAAAACUCUGGAAACGAUUCAGUUGAUAGGUGAGUAUGUCGGGUGUCAGUAUGAGUAUGUUUCCAAUUCUUCCACUCUGUUGACAAAUUAAGUAAAAUAACUUGGUGCCACACAACGUUAUUUAAUUUGUUAUUGUUAUUGUUGUUGUUUUUUGGGGGUAUGUGUGCGGCCCGGGGGGGGCACUUAGGUAUUUUUGGGGUGGGUAUGUGCCGCCCGUGACUCCAAAUUGGCACCCCGUUCUAGAAAAAAUUUCCCCUAAAAUUGAUACCCCGUUCUAGAAAUGGGCCAAUUUUUUAUACUUUGUUCAUAGUAGGGUGCAACAAGAGUACAACGGUUUGCUUGUUAACGCAUUGAACCGUAUUUUUAAAAGCAAUCUGUCCUUGAAUACUUUCAAAUGACUGCUUACAAAAGUGGAGCUUUCGUGCGUUCGAAAUAUUAUACCCCGUUCUAGAAAACGCUUCUGAAAUGGAUACCCCGUUCUAAAUCAGAAGCUUCAAAAUCACGACCCCUUUGGGCGGCACAUACCCGUAUUAUUUUUUGACGUCUGUAUUCUAAUACGGCUAAACGGGUGUGUUAUACGUCUUUAUAAUGCAGUGCGCUUCGAUUUUCAUUCUCUCUUUUCCUCAGGAGGUGAAGUGGCGUUAUUCCGGUAACAUUUGCUUUUGGUCUUUUGCUUUAAAUUUUGUCAAUGCACGGUAAACUUCCCACUAUCCCACCCGAGGUUUAAAAUUAAACUGGUUUGCUUUCCUUUUCGAAGUGUGUGGGAAUGACAUUGAAAAAUUUUAAACAGAAAACAAGGAUAGGUUGAACCACAUGUAUCAGUGUAACUGAUAUUUGCGUUGUAUAUGUAUCCAAAGUUGUUUCGGCAGAUCUCAUGACGCUUGUGUAGACUAUUUCAUGCAAAAGCAAUUCCUAGAGAUCAAGUAAUGCGUGAUGCAGUGAUUCAAAAACUCUCCUUGUAAUUUUCCAUAAGCAAAGGUUGACCUUUGCUUUUUCUUUGCUCCUUAGUAAAGGUUCCACCAGAAAUAGAAAUUAAACCAACCACGAACCUCACAAUUGCCACAGGAGAAUCAGUUAUUUUAAGAUGCGUGGUGAGAGCUGGUAAUCCAUCACCGUCAUUGAUCUGGGAACGAGAAGGGAAUAAACCACUGAACAGCAGUAAAGACGGCGCCUUAGUGAUCUCUGCUGCCACUGGCGACAGUCAGGGAAAAUACAUUUGUAGAGCUACGAAUAAUCUAGGGACAUCUGAAGCCAUUGCCUUUCUUACUGUUCAAGGUAUCAUACAGAUUGUGUUAUUUAUAUCCAUUCUCCACUUAACAAGUGGCGAAUGAAAGAGCUACGGCUGAAGAGAUAAAGGUGCUACAUCCGUUCUCGCUAAUGAAUUUAAUAAGGUACCAUCAAUUCAAUUAAAAAAAAAAUAAGCUCCUUUCUUAACAUUUAAGCGCCAUUAGGACCUGUAGAAUGUUUCCACCCUAGCGCAAGCUAUGGCAGAAAUAAAUGUAUACACUCUUUAAAAUAUAAGCCUUGAGCCGUUGUAUUUGGUUUGUAAAUUAUCACGCGCGUAACAGAGCUUGAAUUUUUGGCCAUGAAGAAUGGUGAAAAAGAAAUGAAAUUCAUAGAAACCAAAGAGAAUGUAAGAUGCCAAAUAUAAAAUUGGGAUACAUAUACUGCUUUUUGUCUAUGGUUUAGGCUGUCCGUUUGUGCCACGUUGCCAAGAGGAGAGAGGAGCAAAGUUUGGCGAUAUUCAUGAUACUCUAUUCUAGCUGUGUUGCACCACGUUCCCUGUUAUUUUUCAGCUAGGUUCUGUGUGAUGUGUGGAAAAAAACGUUUGAUUCCUGAACUGGUUUAUAAUUUCACACUGUAUCUGUCCCCUUGUGCUUUCCUUUCACAGCUGAACCCAAGAUAAUGGUCAGCCCUUCUAAUUCGAUCUCCGUGACAGCUGGUUCUUCGGUCACACUAGAAUGCGCAGCCGUGGGGGAUCCCCCUCCGGUGGUUCAGUGGAUACCCCAGGGACAUUCCAAUCUACAACUGAUGGAAAGCGGCCCUGGGGUGCUGAAACUAAUUGUAAAAAACAUCACUUCAUCGAACCAGGGUAAUUACACUUGUCAGGCCCAGAACAUCGUAGGAAUAACCAGGGAAAAAAUUCAUGUAACAGGUGCGUAAGUUGAUUUUGCCCAGGUUAUCAAAAGAGCUCUUGAAAAUGCUUUUUAGAACUUAACGCUUCUGAUCACUAGCCGGUUAACAGUGCAUGAAAAGACUGUGACCGCCGGCAACCGAAUUAAGUUAAGAAUCGCCUUCUCAUGGCUAAGGCGUGUCCGGGACUGAAAGACGAUUGUUUUCGGUUUUAAUAUUUCUUCACUCAGAGACUUAAAUUGCCACUGCUUACGAGACACAUCAUGAUAAAUCAGCUUCCUUUUAGGAAAUAAAACGACUUCACUAAAUCCUCAAAAGCCUUAGCAAACGCAAGAAAUUUACGUCGGUUUACGUCGUUUCCACUUAACUUAGUUGUCCUUUUUGUUGUUGUGAUUUGCCAGGACGAAGAAACAAUAUAGGACACAGCGUUAAAAUACCUUCACACGCCAUGGUAAUUAUUUUGGUUCCACUUUUACCCAAAUGUCAACUGCUUGUCACCUUGAGUUUGGAGAUUCCAAAGAAAGAAAAUGGUGUUGUGUUUUUCGCUUUACAUGCCAUUGCAUUUUAUUCUCAGUAUAAAUAGAAAUCAUGCCAGCGAGAAAGCUGACAGUCACAGGUGGAGAGAGUGUAACAUUCAGAUGCGUAGCGGUGGUCUGGGAAAGGGAGCAAAAUAAAACGCUGAACAGCAGUGACAACGGCGUCUUAGUGAUCUCUCGCGCGUCCGGUGACAGUGGAGGCAGAUAUAUUUGUAAGGCGACAAAUAUCCUAGGGUCAACUGAAGCAGCGGCUUUGCUUAUUGUUCAAGGUAAAUUUUAAUCUAACACAAGCCAAGGGCAACUACUCUACAAAUACCUAUCUUGUUUCUGACAACCCUUUUCAAGAACCACCACCCAAAACAUCCAAAACUCUUCUUGUGUGUUCGUUUCUUUUUUUCUUGUCCGUCUUUUAUUACUAUGAAUUCCUGAAGACAAACUUCACGAGGAAAGUAAUGGCCAGUUGUCGUUUUUAGCCAGAUCCUUAUCUUUACUUCACUUACAACAGCACGAGUAAGCAAUGACUACAUUACCCAAGGAGAAAUGAAAACAAUACUUAUAAUUAAGAGUUUUAAGGGGACAAACAACGAAUAUCUUGACCAGUGCUGAAAUGGCGAGACUUUUCAACAAGAAAGUAUCUCGUUUCUUCCUUUUUGAAACCUGUAUUCAUGUGCCAGUGAUAAAGCUUAUUUUAUGGCAUCUUGAAGGUAGUGACUGCACAAUUACGGUAUGGUUUGCUUAAUUGUUACACAGGUGAACCCCAGUUGAUAGUAAACCCUUCCAGUCCAGUCUCCGUGACAGGUGGAAGCUCGGUCACGCUGGAAUGUACAGCUGCAGGGAGUCCUCCUCCAGUAGUCCAAUGGAUUAUUGAAGGGCAUCCUCGGUCUAAUCUGCAAAUAAGGGAAACCAAUCGUGGGGUGUUGAAGUUGAUUAUUGAAAAUGUCAGACCGGAAGACCAGGGGAACUUUACCUGCCAGGCAGAGAAUAUUGUAGGAUUGACUCAGGAAAGUGUGCAGUUAACAGGUAUAUUCCUUAUGCAGUGUAAUGGCAGCAAGGUACUGAGAAAUUAGGGACUCGCUAAAUGUCCUUCUCAGACAUCCGAAAUGUAAACGAUCGUAAACAAAUCAUUUCCUCUUUUGCUUUCCAUCAUAUCAUGAACCGGAACUGGUUAUCAUAGAAUAACAAGGUUUUAUUUGUUUUUCUUAGGUUUUCUUGCGAAAUUGCAACCACUGUUUCCUCAUUUUUUUAAAUCUUAUCAUCCAAUGUUGACAUUAAAGAUUCCUUAUUGUCGAGGAGUGUCUGUGUCUAGCCUGACAAAACAGCUGACAUUUCGAGACGCCAUCAACGGAGAAUACAUCUAAGGAACGGGCGAAGAAAUUUCAUACUAAUGAUGUGUCACUACCCAGAUCUGGAGAGUGCCAACCAAAAUCACUACCCAGGUCAGAGUAGUAAAACGUCAUUAGUAUAAAAUUUCUUCACUCGUUCAUCAGACGUCAUUUCCAGGAAAACCAUUGGUGGCGUGGCGAGAUGUCGGCAGUUUUUUCAUGCUAAGCUGUGUCAGGAUGUCUGUCAUUUUACAUUAAUUUAGAGGAACUUUUUGCUAUUGUCCUUGCUUUAAUUAAAGGAAGCUUUAAUUUUAGGCCAAACUUGUUCUCAAGGAGGAUUGUAUGACAUGAUAUUUUAAGCAUGUGGCGUAUGUGUGGAAACUUUUUCACACUUAUUCAGCUUAGAACAAAACUAGUGAGUGAUACAAAAGUUGAAGUAAAUUUAUGUUUUGUUUUUCUCCAUUGACGAAAUAUGACCUGAGGUUAUUGUGAUUCCUUCUAGUAACUGUUCCACUACAACCACCAGAGAUCCUCUUAAAUUCUGUUUUAAAAACUGUCAUCGAAGGAGAAGACGUGGAGGUUCGGUGCAAUGCAUCUGGCUUACCAGCUCCGACCAUUGUCUGGGAAAGACUGGGUUCUAAUUUACCCAAUGACGCCCUUGAUAGAGAUGGAAUACUGAUGAUCCCGUCUGUCGGUGCAGAAGAUGCUGGGACGUACUCCUGUAAAGCAGUUAAUAGUGAAGGGCAGGACAGUUUUAGUAUCAAGUUGGAAGUGAUAGGUACGAUUAAGGAAAAAAAUUGAACCCAAGAAAAGAGAGGAUAAAGUUUCUCGAAUCCAGGCUAAUCAAAAUUUAUUACUGAGAAAAAUCACAUUUAGAAUCCAAGUUAGAGACAUUCAAAGGUUUCAAAGGUUUUAUUUCUUGUAGCUCAACAGUAAGAUACCUCUCCCACAAAUUUCAAAGUGAAACAAAUUUUAACGUCAAUUACCAUUGAUCGUGUAUCGUUGAUCGUGUAUCAUUUCGUAGAGGCAUAUAAUCGAGUUACACAUUUUAUCCUGGCGAAGUUCAACGAUGCCGUCAACUGGAGGUGUAAAGGCCAUUUCUUUAUGUACCACUUUGACCAAUAAGGCAUCCUGUUUCUGAGCCUUCCAUAAAAAUUGUUCCUUCUUCAUAUGCUUUAAUGUGAAGAAGCGCUUUGAUUAAUAACUAAGGGACUUUCCCACGCUUUCACUUGGUAACAGUUCAAACUAUACGAUAUUUCAAAAAAGCCCUUUUUAAAUAAGAAAUGGCACAUGUCUUACCCGUUUCUGUACUACAAACUGUCAAAUACAGUCAAAUUUCCCUUAGGCAGACACCAUGGGCAAGCAAAAAAGUAAUUCAUUGGGAGCUGGCCGGUAACAAAUCAUGCUUUUGUAGUGAAGUUCCUAAUGGGAAGAUUUGUUAAGGUGGCCGUAAGUGAAGCUGUCCGCUUGAGGCAUAUCGUACGUCCGUCAAAAGAUAAAAGAGCUUAGACUGCUACUACCCUGUUAUACACCUCUCCCAUCAGAUCUUUUCAACGUAAUUAUUACUAUCAACGAUUCCAAGUAAUGCUGUUUUUUGAACUCGAGGUUUUUAACAUUUUCCAAAGGUUUCGAAAACAGUGAAAAAAUGGAACGCCACCUUUAGGAACUUUUAGGAGAAACGACAAAUUUAAAAAGGUAGCCAUGUGAUUGAAUAUUCAAGACUGAAAUUUGUGUUUCCUUUCUUCCCCAAACUUGAUUCCUCCUAUGAGCAUAAACUUAAACGCAACAUCUGAAGGAUCAAGGAGACAAAAUGUAGUGAGUUGUAUUAAGUUGUCAUACCAAGCCUCGAACCCCUUUUAUUGUGUCUUCUCACCAAGGCAGAAUUAUGAAUUUUUUUUACCAUAAAACUCGCAAAUAGUGAACUGACCUAUGUCUACAUUUAAGUGAUAAACAACCCGAACCCUACCUGUUUCUUUCUUUUUUCAACUAGUGCCUCCUCUAAUCGACGUGACUCCCUCCGAGAUCUCCGUCAAUCAAGGAACCUCCUUUAACAUCUUUUGCAUUGUUAGGCCAUCGCUUGCAAUCACGUGGUCAAAACUCAAUGUUAGUUUCCCAAACGGCAUCGUGAGCGACAAGGGGACCUUAAAUGUCAGUGAGGCAAAACUGAAACACGCAGGAACAUACCGCUGUUAUGCUAACAAUUCAGCGGGCUCCAGUGAAGGCUUUGCAAGCGUCGUCGUGUAUGGUAGGAACCUUUAGGGGCCGUUAAUUUAAAAAAAUAUCGCAGUAUAUAUAAAAAAGUGCAUACCUCAAGAGUUAAGGUAAUAAAAGUUUUAAUUGUAAAAACGCAAAUUUAAAAAAGGCCUUUCAUCCCUUCUUCUUCUCUCUCAAUGACUCCCAUUUAUCAUUUUUCCCUUUUAUUUAGAAAGAAACACUCUAUGUUGUACUAUAAAUUCUAUAUUGUACUACAAAUGAUGUUUUUUUGUGAUGGCAGUGAAAGUGUCUUUGAAACAUACGUUCGAGUCUUGUUGCUCUUUGCAUAUCGAUUAUCUUCAUUAUUUAUCAACUUAUAUUUGGGAAAUCAGUGCUAACCAACACGCUAGUCAAUUUUCAGUUUCAUCCCAUGUUCAAUUUGUCCUGGCUUUUUGACUGACUUUCGUUCUGAUAUCUCAGCUGCACCAAAAGUGGUGGCCUGGCCUAGAUCUUUUGAAGCAGCGCAUAAAUCCAAUGUUACAUUUCACUGCAACGCGACUGGCAUACCCGACCCGGUGAUCUCCUGGUCAAAAGAGGGAAGCGACAUUCCCGUACGACACUCAGCUGGUGUCUUGAGUCUUACAGGAGUUAUCGGUGACGAUAAUGGUCGAUACAUCUGCACAGCAAAAAAUGCUGCUGGAACUUCUACAACAUCUAUAGAACUCACUGUCGAAGGUUUGUUAGAGCUUCGCUUUGAAGAAAAAGAAGUCACUUUCUGUUCAUCUCCAUCCCCUUUUUAUGCUUAUUUCCCUUUAUCAUGCCUAAGUUCAUUGGUCCGGUUCACGACCCCAUAUUCUAAAAGUACAGUGUUUAAUUAUAUCAUAACCAAAAAUUAAUGUCCACAAAUCUUUUUCAAAUGUCGAGCCAAUUCAUUUUACUGUAAUUAUAUUAUGCUAUACCCUUGAGUUUAUCCAAUUGUUAUUGUUAUCAUUAUCAUUAUUAUUAUUAUUAUUGUUGUUGCUGCUGUAAUUAUUACUAUUGUUAUCUUUAUCGUUUUUGUCAUCGUAUCAGUAUCAUAAUCAUUAUCAUUAUUACUAUCAUUAAAUCAUUCGUAUGAGUAGCCAUGUAAUCAUAUCCUUUUCAGAUCUACCCAGUGUGGUUAUAACAGGUGGAGCCUCCGUCAAAACAGUUUCAGUAGGAAAGAAUUUGACUUUAGAAUGCAUCGCGAAUGGAGCCCCACAACCAGAAAUACAAUGGACCCGCGUCGACGGUCUGUUGCCCGAGGGACUCAUUUCAAAAGGAGGACAGCUUAUUUUUCCGCACGCGCGGCUUGCCUAUGGUGGUGUAUAUAGGUGCAAAGUCACUAACAGAGUGGGCUCUGUGCAAUCUGAAGUAGCCAUCUUUGUGCAAGGUUGGUGUUUGCUGUUUGUUCUUUUCUGCUGUUACCUUUCACGUUUACUGGUCUGCAAAAGAAAUUAAAGCUAAUGCAAGUAAAGCUAAAAAAACGCUUGAAAUAUUUGACCGUCGAUUGCAAAGACAUCCACAUUUGUGGGGAAUAGGAAUGGCUCACUGGUUUGUCAACCGAGUUGAUAAGCCAAGAUAAUAAGACAAGAUAAAAUAGCGAAAGCUGGCGAUUGCGUGUCCUCGUGUCAGACCAAGUGAGGAAGGCGUGAAAACAUAAGCCUGCUUUAAAUGUUACUGCGGUAAACCAAAAUGACCCUAUCCGAUUAGAUUUUUUGGUACUACCACCCAACCACCCCAACCCUACGGUUACAACUAAUAUCCAUCUGCGAAGAUCAUGCAGUUUUAUUGACGAUGUUACUAUUAAACAUUGUGUUAUUAACUCGAAUGGCAAGGCUGUACUCUAUUGACUCUUAGAGGCUCCCAAGGUCAUGGUUACUCCACAGCGUUCACGUGUGAAAACUGGUGAGACCGUGCAAUUCACUUGCAUCGCUAGCGGCUCCCCGUCACCAGACCUAACAUGGCGGAAAGUUAACGGAUCGCUUCCAGUCAGCAGUACAGUGCAAAGAGGAGUUCUGAAGAUUGCCAAUGUGACUCAAAAGGAUGCUGGGAGUUACAAUUGUGAAGCCAAAAAUGUUGAAGGAUCGGCUAAUAGAAGUGGAAUUUUAGAAAUUAAAGGUAAGGUAUCAAAGGGUCGGCUCUUUGGAAGUAAUUUUACUUUAACCUCCCUCCUUGUUUCAUGUCUUGAUUUUGACGAAUUUUGGAGCAAAAAUUUUACAGUCCCUUUCCUUCCAUACAUUUUUCCUGAUGCAAUUCCAGCGCGAAAAGCUACGAAUGUUCUUGCGGUCAUGAUGAGGGUUAGUUUGGGGAGUUUCUGCUAAGCACACUUCGCGUCAAUGACAAGAAGGAACCUUUGUUAUGAUAUUUACUCUAACCAUAACUUAAAAAUGGUCACCAACCAUUUGUAUCUGUACCUUUUCUAUAUCUGUUCUUAGUGACCGUUCCACGAUUUACACAGGAACCUCUGUCCUGCCUCAGUGUACAGACACUAACAGACGAGCCACUUAAUUUCACGGUUGAAAUUGUGUUCAUACCGGAGAUGGCGGAUGGGCUGAUUCUGUACAACGAUCAGCUAACAAAUGGCUCUGUUGGAGACUUCAUUUCAUUUGGAAUGUCAGACAGAUUUGCUGAAUUUAGGUAAUGGGGUUGUAUUCACAAACAGGGACGAAGAGCAUUCUUCUUGAUCCCCGCCAGUAGUCCUGUGAGGCUUAGCUCUAGCAGGAGUCUCCCCUCGCAAGCUAUUUUUUCCAUAAAGCCUUUGGUUACUCACAAAUCUUUUUUCGAGGUCAUUUGAAAACUAAUGCAAAAAUAGGACCUGAACUUAUUUUGUUACUGUAAAACCCUGAAACAGCAAGGUAACCAAACUACGGUAUUGCUAACCAAGUCUAUCAUAUUCCAUCUUGGCUGCAGUCAUAUUGCAUACAUUUAGCCAAGCCUUAAAACGGAGCUUCCAUUUAAUACAACACUUUAAGUUCCGGUUUGGAACUUAAACUUCAUGCACUCUGACUUUUCCAUUGACUUAUUCCAAGAACUGCAUCACGUCAUAUGUAACAACAUACUUAGCACGAACACACCAUUAUAAGAUGAGGUAGUUUACUUGUAGAUUGUGUGUUGGUUGGACUUAUAAUCCUAUGGUCAAUUAUUACAAGUGUAAUAUAAACGUGUAGCCAUUUUCCGUGAGCACAGAUUGAAGAAAAAAGACUCCGCUUCAGCGCAAGCUUCCCACAUAUACUCUGUGCUCCGUUGUCCUAGUCUAACAAAGUAUACUCGAAUAUCUCCUAUUACGAUGUUUUUUUUUCGAAAUGGGCUAUAUCCACGUCGUAGUGGCUGUGCAUGUCGUCUUGAUUUUAACCUAACUGUGAUGCACAUGUUAUAAUCCAGUUUCAUUCUUGGUUGAUAUUUUUUUUCUUUUUUGGUGGGUAUGGUAACGUAAGAAAAGAGUCUGAAACAAACUAAAUUAAAUAUAAACCAAGGUCAAAAUUGAAGAGAACUUAUCCGUAUUUAGAUUCAACCUUGGCUUUGAGCCUGCAAUCAUUCGAAGCCGGCAACCAUUGAGCCUGUAUGAGUGGCACAGAGUCGUCUUAUCACGUAACAGGAAGGAAGGAAAUCUCACCGUAGAUGGGGAGCCACCUGUAACAGGAAUUUCUAAGGGGAGUAGUACAGGUCUGAAUUUGAAUCAGGAUUUGCACGUGGGAGGAGUCCUUGAUUUCUCAUCAAUAAGCUCUUUGGCGGGAUUCAAGUCAGGAUUUAUUGGCUGUUUAAGCUACUUGGCUAUCGACGGAAAAGUUGUAAAUUUUGGUAAGAAUGUAAUUGUUUCUUUUACAUUCCAUUACAAAAAUGGUUGGUAUCUAAAAUAGGGACCUGAAAAACAGAAAAACAGGUACAUGUAUUGUCUCCUUUGAUUAUUUUGAGAAAUUUUCGUAGGGACAAAACGAAUGGUAGUUGGAUAAAGGUUUUUAAAGUUCAAAUUUCUGGAAACUAGUUUUCGAGGAGAUUUGACAGAGGCACCCAACGGGGAAUUUGAAAAAAGACGUUAAAAACAACAACAAAGUAUAAAUAAAGCUUUCUGAAGGCAUUUUAAGCAUUUUGGGAGAUCGCUUGGAAAAAAUUAUCUGUUCCUCACUCCCAGUAAGACUGAUGGAAGAGUUCCCAGCCAGCAAAGUGCACCUAAAACCUGCAACCUGACGUCCAUAGGCAAUUGGGAGUGGCCUAUGGGAGACAUUCACCCCUUCAAUGAGGAAGGAGAGAUAAACAAAUAGAAUAUACAAGCUAUUGUAUACACCAAAUCCCCUCUGACAUCCUGAAUUGUGUAUUGCCCAGCAACACUUUCCUUCCAAGGACAUAUUAAUUUUUCCAAAUUUCCGAGCCAGCAAAACUUGGCCUGAGGAACAGAUAUUUUGGGGAACAGAUCCAUUGGGUGCCCCUGAUUUUAAUUUUGUUCAGGAGUCGAAGAAACGAACAGAGUGUCCGAGGGGAGAGUAAGGGUGCUUUCUUGACAAGGGAAAACAAUUCAUACAAAUUCUUCAAUUCGGUUUUACCAGCUGAGUUGAUGAACACAUCUUGAAAGUCUGCUUUUGGUUUCUGUUCUGGAGGUUUAUUGUCUUUAGCAAAUGAUUGGACCAAAACCACCAUUUCUUUCUCUUACCGACGCAACACUAAAGUUCUGGAAACUAACCCUUUUAUUUGAACUCUUUGAACUGUCUAUACGCUAAUUUUUUUAAACGCGUUCCAAAAGUGGAAAUGAUUCACCAUCGUCUAAUUGACAUUACUAGAUUGAGUCAUGUCUAUAGAACAUGAGCAUGUUUCUUUCUGUUUCUUCGACUUCUAAAGGAGCCAGCUCUUAUUGGAAGUGUAUGCGCUUGUCAAGGGCAGUAUUGACGAACUUGAAUGAGAAUAGGGCCUGUUUCACGAGGAAGCUAUUUUUGUAGCCUUUCGGUGUAGCUUAAUUACCUAAUUUUAUGAUUAGAUUUUAUCUUCUUCCUUCUCUUGCCAAAGCACAAUACUUAAAUGGAUUUUGUCACAAGGAUAUUAUUGUUUUAUGUCAACUCUGUGCUGAUGUCAUUACUGAAGGUCUUUACCCAUACACAAAAUGCUUCUGUAAAAUAAUGAAGAAGAGUUCAAAGAAAUUUCAUCAGGGAACACUAACCAUGAUGAUUUGUUACAUGAUUUGUGAAAAAAAAAAAUGGAAAACUAUUUUUGGAAUUCAAUUGAUACGAAGACACUUUAUAGCUUUUUAAAAAAUAGAAAAUAGCGUGACAUAACCCUUUGAAUACCUCUUUAAACAAAUUUCAGGUGAUCCUAUUAAAAGCGUGGGUUUGGAUGAUUGUGAAGUCUGUCAAACAAGGCCUUGCAAGAACGGCGGCACGUGCACAGAGGUCGCUGGAGACUGGGGAUUUAUUUGUACUUGCAGGCCUGGUUACUCGGGAAGGACCUGUGAUGACGCUGGUUACAAGUGUUCACCUGGCGUUUGCAAUGAGGGGCGUUGUGAAAAUAUCGGCAAUGAUGGUUUUAGAUGCAUCUGUCCUGCUGGUUACUCUGGGGAGAGGUGUGAGGAAGGUUUGUUGUUAACCAAAGGCCCCUGAGUCCUUUACGAUCUCAUGUCAAAACAUGAGCUUUGGUAUAAUUCCAAUUUUUUUCCUGUUUGAAUAGGAUGCAUUAAAUACUUUUUAACUGGUUUGCAUCAGUUGGUAUGGGCGAAAGACCGUAAUAUAUUGUUUGAUUCACUGGGCAAAAUAAAAUGGAUUUUCACCCCCCUCCCCCCCCCCUCCCCUGUUUUUUGGCAUGCAAAUGACAUUUACCUUCCUAUUUAUAUUUACUCCUCCAGUUUUCACAAAUUUGCUAUAUAUUUGCAAUUAUCAUGUUGGUGCAAAUUCAUUUUUUUGCCCAGUGAUUUAUAUGUUAAAAGUGCCGGAUCGAGGGAGGAGGGAGCUCGGGAUGAUAGCUUGCCAGGGCCUCAUUUUAAGGUCAUUUUCGAUGGUGCCCCCUCCCUCUUUGAAGGGUUUGAAUAAGCAGCGCCCCCAAUUACUUGAAGGUCUGGUUAUAUAGUAGCUGCUACUUGAAAUACCAGACCGAAGAAUGUCGCUAUAAAACGCCUCUGUCACUUGAACGGCCCCAGAGUGAGGUGUAUGGUAGAAAUCAAGUGAAGGGUACUUCGUUAAAGAAACGUCUCUUGGACUUCUGGGUUUUUUAUGUCAUUUGGUGUACUAAAAAGGAAACUUAUUACGGUAUUCAUCCUGUAGGAAGGCCAAUAGACACUCCUAUGUUCGAGGGCGACUCAUACAUGUCAUUACCAGGAAUCGAAGGCGCAGUUCUACAGCUAAGGUUCUCCGUCAGAUUUCUCGCACUUAAAUCAGGCAAUAUGCUUCUACUGUACAAUGGUCAGACGAUAUUCCCUGGUCGCGGUGACUUCAUUUCCCUUGCCAUUCACGGAGGGCGAGUUGAGUUCAGGUUCAAUAUGGGAAGUGGUACUGGUAUUUUACGCAGCGCCAGAAACAUUUCCGUAGGAUUCUGGCACACUGUAAUAAUAGAAAGACAACUGAGAGACAGCUUGCUGGUUCUGGAUGACGAUCCCCCAGUGAAAGGUUCCUCCCCGUGUUGUUCACGUGGAUUAAAUCUUUUGUUAGACUUGUUCAUAGGCGGAGUGAAAAACUUCACGACAUUCCACACUACUAAAGUUGGCGUUAGCUCCGGUCUCUUUGGUUGUAUAUCCGAACUAUCAGUAGAUGGUAGGGAAAUAAACCUGCUCAAGUCCAAUCUUGACAUGCGCGGUAUCAAACAAUGCACAGAAUGCCUUUUGCCUUGUGAAUUAAGACCAUGUUUGAAUAAUGCCACUUGCAUCCCGGUUGGAAAAACGGGCUUUUUCUGUUCCUGUGCUCCUGGAUAUACUGGACAAAAGUGUGAGUUUACACUGGCCGAUCCUUUGAAGAGUAACACAUGUGUAAAUGGCGGAGUUGAAUUAUCGUCAUCUGACAGGUUACGUUUAUUUAUUUAUUUUUUAUUUUCCCAAACAUAAGAAAAAUGCACUCCACUACAAUCAACCCGCAGCUUGUUGUAAUGAGGUGUAGCUAUUAAUUCCCUCCGGUGUCUCUGCUAUUGAUAAGUUUGGCUAGUCUGUCCAAUAUUUUCUGCGUUAGGGUUGGUACUAUAGUCAAUCUAAAUAUAAAUAGUGAUAUAUUUGUAAAGAAAUUUCUUCUCGGACCUCAAAUGACGAUCUCUCGCGAUUAAGGACAGUAAUUCGUUGGAGGGUGUCCGAAAUAAAGGGAGUUGACUAUAUUUACUAUAAUAGACAGAAAGUCUUUGAAUACUUAGAAUACAAACAAUACUUAAUUUUAAGACGUGAUAAAAGCAGUUCGCAAACCUAGAGAGCUUCAGAAAUUCUGAGCCUAAAAGUUGAUUUACUGUGUUACAGGUUAUGCAACUGCCCGCUCGGAUAUGGAGGCAGAGGGUGUAAUAAAAGUAAGUACUUUCAGAAGUUUUGCCUUAUGAAAUAGCUUCCAAAUGCGUCGGAUAUAUUUUUAAAUCUGUCAAUUACUGAUGUUGUCGCAGUAUAAACUUUUCAAUGUAAGAGAACUUAAGGCACAUAGUCUUUGUGUGCGGAUACAGCUGACCUCCCCAUGCUGGAGCCGUCAGCAUGGGUAAAGUGCUUCUUACUAUAACCCGGAGGCCACACGUCUUGGAAGUCUUGGUGGCCUUUUAAAACCGGAAGGGGAACUACCGGUGGUGCAAAUGGUAAGAGUUAACGCCUUCCACUGAUAUAGGCUGGGUUCGAUUCUAGCGCCACAAAGUGGAUUGACUUUGUUGUUGGUUUUCUUCACAAGUCUACUUCGAGCUGAAAAGUUUUCUCUAAUUUAUUGGGGACGUUUAAGAGGCCACACGUUUAGAACAGUGAAAUCUAUCGGGUGUCACGCUGUCUAAACUACAUAAGUGUAAGUUUUCAUAGUUGCAGUAGAAUUCUUUGACGACAACCCCUACAAAAAAAAAAACAUGCACACUGGCAAUAGAUUUUAUGUACUAAAGAAACCUUAGUUUACAAACUUCUGCUGUUGGGUUUAUUUUAACCUUUUCGGUGCAAAGUUCUUUAAAAUAGCUUGCAUGAGGCAAUGUAUAGUUGAGUCGAUUCCAGUGACUCUUGCUGAUUGGCUGUUUCGUUGUAGCUGUCCAGUUUGGAAAAAAUGCCUUGUUCAGUGGUGACAGUUUCUUGGAAUUCCCAUCAUCGAGCAUGCGAGGACCGAGGUGAGGUUUUUUCUUUGGUGUUCAGUGAACCUUCUGAGAUAACAUUUCUCAGCAUCAGGAGAGUUUUACGACUGUCAUAAUAGAAAAUGAGCGCCCAAGUUAUUUCCAUCCUGGUAUUUUAUAGCCGAAAUACCUUAUAAUCCACAGUGCAAUGUUUACGGCUUUGAGCAUGCAUGCGUCCAUUUUUUUUUACAGAUCGACAACACCUGACUAUAUGUCACUUGAGAUAAAAACAGAAGCUCAAAAUGGUGUAAUCCUAUGGCAAGGAGAGGUAAAUUAGAGUGUUGUAAUGAGUUCGGCCAACAGAGAUUGUUUAUAACUCAUGCCUGAUAAUCCGAUGACCAGAAAAGACAUCCAUCUACUUUGCCACAUUCAGUUCUGACCUUUUUCUUAGUUAUUAAAAGAUUGUAAGAACAAAACCUUUUUCCAAAACACUUCCGUAUCUCUUUGCCAACACGUUCGUGUAUAUUUCACACACACAGGCCCCUUGCAUUACGAACAGUUCCCUUGAUCUGUAAGGCAUCAAGCAACAAAUAGAUACCUCAUGUUCUCACCUGGAUCAAUUCGGUGUCCCUAUGAAAAAUUUUUCUUCUUGUUCCUUCCAGAGAAGAGACCACUUUGCAAUCGGAUUAAGAGACGGAUUUCUGGAGUUCAGGUAAUUAUUUUAGGACUCUUGACGGCCCAACAACUGGUCUCUUUCUAAACUUUGGUAUUCUUUGCUUUCAGAGUAAAAACACCCAUACAUGUACGUGACCACCAAAAAUGCCAAAAGUUAGGGGUGGCUAAUGGGAGCUCGUCGCAUACGAGACUCUGACGCAUCUGAAUGUCGCUAAAAUGGCCUCUGAAAUAUGUAAUGCAUGCGCACUAAAAAACAUAGACAAUAUACACGUAUUAAAAGAGUAUAUUUCGCCACAUAAAUGUACUGAUGGAUCACAUAACCCACUUAACAUCCGGGGGCGAUAAAAUAAUAGGGAGUUUAAGCAAAAGCAUUUUUGAGUGACGCACGUCAACCGAGGCUAAAAAAUUGUAUUGCUUUGCGUCUUUGCGUCUUUUUUCUCAUAUUGAUGAUUUUGCGGAGAAUUUGGGCAAAAACACUGCUUAAACGUAGUUAACUAUGAAAUUGACUGAAGCACAUCCUCGGUUAAAUUUGUUACACAUUAAUCCUUGAUCACUGAUCUACAUAAAAAAAAAAUAAGGGAACAGACCCCCGGGCCCCUCCCCGGAUCCGCUACUGCAAAUAACCAGGAACUAAAUUUAUCGGUCCCUACCCUGAGAAUACUUUAAAAUCAUGUUAGCAAAUCAGUUACGUCUUUCUUAGAUUUGAACUCGGCUCUGGGCCCGCUGUACUACAAUCUCUGUCUCCAGUCAACGACAGCCAAUGGCACUCCAUCAAGGUUUACAGGUAACAAACUUUUUCAACUACAAUCUUGAAAUAAUAGUUCCUAGAUCUCCGUAUUCUAGAUGCGUUACAUUUGAGGAACAAGGAAGGGCCCGAGAAUAAACCCCCCGACUGUCAACCAUGAAAAAAAAUUUAAUCAAUUAUUGAUUUCGGCUUCUAUAUAAUAUGAAGCAGCACUGACUGCGUGAUGUCAUCCCUCCGAUAUUUUAAUUAUUAGACUAGUGACGUUUGUCGUUUAAUUUUGUAGGAGUUUCAGUGAGGGUUCCCUUAAAGUUGAUAAUCAUGAUCAUGUAAAUGGCACCUCGGCUGAGGGAAGCAAAGGGCUGAAUAUUAACCAAGGUCAUAGCAUAUUUAUAGGUAAGUGCAUUGUAUAUCCUUAUCUUAUCAGUCAUCCCUACGAUCAGAAUGGGCAGUCCGAAAUAUCUGGAUUUCAUAUAUUUGAACUGCGGGAAGAAGAAACAAAUGCAGACAAGAUCAUCAAUACACAACUCAGUUGUAAAAAGAAAGCCUGAAUGCCCGUAUUCGACCCCUGACCUCUGCGAUACCGGUGCAGUGCUCUUACCUAUUAAGCUAGCAAGCAGACUGGGUGUGGAUGGUCCGUUAGUAUUAUCUAAAAGUCUACCUCCUUUAUCAGUGUUCAGGAUGUUUAAUAAUGUAGAAGAUUUUUUUUUCAUAUGAACAGGAGAUAAUUCGAACUAUAGCCUAUAUUAUCUUAAUGUUUUUCCUCUUAUUUCCAAUAGGGGGGGUGAAAAUAUCGCAAAAAUGACACAUGGGAAGUUUAAUACUGGUUUUAGGGGUUGUAUAAAGAAUACAUUUUUCAAGGACAGAGGCAUGGACCUCCAGGGUGACGCUAUUCGCGGCUGGAAUGUCCUACCGUGCGACAGCGAUGAGGCAGAGCCAUGA